Molecule: messenger RNA, 441 nt
Organism: Drosophila bipectinata
Lineage: Eukaryota; Metazoa; Arthropoda; Insecta; Diptera; Drosophilidae
Source: RefSeq, a predicted model, not a curated record
UUUUAGAAAAAUUUUAAUUUUUAGCAUACCAAAAUUGUUGCGUUUAGCUGAGAUUGCAAAAUGACGUUCUACCCUGCUCGUGUCCUUUUAAAAUUCACUUCACCACGUUUCCAGAGACUCUUUUCAUCUUCAAACAACGAGGGAGCUGGAGGCCAAAAGCCAGGAUCUCACAUGGGCACCUUCGACUGGGAUACUACUCACAUAAAUUCAGAUGGAUUCUCCAGUGCCUCGAACGCCAAAUAUAUGGAGUUCCUGUACGCCAAGUGGAUAAAAGAUAAUAAAUCCAUACAUGAGUCCUGGCAGAAAUUCUUUAGCAAACUCGAGGAUGACCAGGAGAAGCCCGAAAAGAAUUCUUCAAUUACUAAGAAGUCUACUUCCCGGAAGAACUUAAGUCCUAAUAUAUUGGAGAAGGAGUUCGUCGACCUGAUAAAUCGGAAGUAG